AUGGCAGGGCCUCUUCAGAUCGGGGACAUUGUUAAUCUGAGUAAAGUUUGUUGGGACGUCUACAGAUUUGGAUGGGACAACGACUACAACGCAACCAAGCAAUAUGAGGAGUUCGGCCGCGACGUCAGGGGACUGGCUGAGAGCCUCGAUAUUCUCACCCGAGUGGUGAGCCAGGCAGAGCAGUCUCUCCGCAGAGAUGUGUCGUACAAGUCACUGCGAUGGGACCCGUCGUCCCUGGGGGAAAUUAUCGGAGACUACCAGGGAACCCUCAGAGAAUGCAUCGAGUUGAUCGACAACAAUAAUCGUUAUCGCCUGAAUAGUGGUCCUCUCCGAAAUAUCGAGUGGAAUGUGUUGGUUGCGCCAGCCGCGGACCGCCUACGGGCAAGAAUCGCCCUGCAUAACUCCAAGGUUCUUCACGUCCUGAAGCCGUUCGAAAUCGAUCUGCUGUGUCGUGUGGCCCUAGAUCAGCAAGCCCAACAACAGGAGCAAAGUCUUGACAUCCCACUAUUGGUAAAAGAUGGGUUGCUCAAGGCUUGGGAGAGUCGAUCCCCAGACGAGCCGGCCCCCGGUCUGAAAGAGAUCACGGACGCCUUCGUCGUUCAUUUCGACCAUUCUACCGUUAACUUCACGCCGGCUGGUAUUCUGGUUGAGAAUAAGAUCCCACGCCUGGAACAGUACCUGAGCCUUUUGAAGUGCGUAUGGUUGAAGGAGCGGAUUGACGAGUCGCCUGAGCUCAAACAGGCCGUCCCUGGGGUGUCGCAUUGGCCAUCAUAUGUCCAAGAACUCGAGGACUGCCUUUCAACGCAAUGCGGCCGGUUCAAGCACGAUUUGGUCAAGCCAAGCCUUGCGGGAUUGACGUCUGACAUGCUCGAUAUCUGGCCUGAGAAGGAACUGCCUCAGCUUGUCGAUGUGGUGACGAAGGAUGUCCUGAUGGAACAAGUCCUUGACAUGUAA
This is a messenger RNA of Colletotrichum chrysophilum, 954 nucleotides long. RefSeq lists its product as uncharacterized. The transcript has 5 exons. Lineage: Eukaryota; Fungi; Ascomycota; Sordariomycetes; Glomerellales; Glomerellaceae. The record is from RefSeq and is a predicted model, not a curated record. Bases 1 to 954 code for a protein of 317 amino acids.